Messenger RNA from Arachis stenosperma, 2436 nucleotides. Its product is annotated as protein FAR1-RELATED SEQUENCE 5-like. Lineage: Eukaryota; Viridiplantae; Streptophyta; Magnoliopsida; Fabales; Fabaceae. The transcript has 3 exons. The coding region runs from base 1 to 2436 and encodes 811 amino acids. Gene Ontology annotation, biological process: regulation of DNA-templated transcription. Gene Ontology annotation, molecular function: zinc ion binding; nucleic acid binding. The record is from RefSeq and is a predicted model, not a curated record.
AUGGGGUCAUGUAGCGGAACAGUGCCGGAAUUCGAGACUGGAGGUGUUGAGCCAGUAGGUGGCCUUAGUGGAAGUGGUGAAUGGCAUUGCGACACAUUGGAAAGCUCGCUGGAUAUUGGAAUGGAAGCGGAAGAGGAGGGAGAACCGUUGGAGGAUCGCGAUGAAGAAGAUAAUGGCAUCUCUGAACCAGUCAUGUACAGUGCCGCAGAGAUAUUGAAAAUGGAAUUCAACAACCCUAAUGAGGCGUCCCGUUUCUAUGAACAAUAUAGCCGGGCGAAGGGUUUUGCCAUGAGGCAGGGAAAGAAACUGAAAAAUAAAAAAGGGGAAAUAGUUCGGUACACGUAUUUAUGCAACAGAGAAGGUUUCAGAGACAAAAAAUGGCUAGAGAUGCAGGAUCGAAAGCGAGAGCACAAGGUUGUCACGCGAUGUGGGUGUUUGGCGGAGAUGAGGAUAAAGCCGAAAGGUGAUAGCGGGAUUUGGUAUGUUUCACGCUUCGUAGAUGACCAUAACCAUGAUCUUCUACCUGCAAAGUUUGUGCCAUACCUGCCUUCGUACCGGAAGAUUUCUGAUGUUGAUCUAGCCCAUAUGGACAGCUUGAGGCAAGUUGGAAUUUCUAUUCCAAAAAUAUAUGAGUCAAUUGCUGCGCAGGCAGGCGGAUUUAACUUUGUUCCUUUCACAAAGAGAGAUAUGUACAAUGAGGUUAGGAGACAACGUGCCUUAAGGAAUGCUGAUGUGAAUGCGGCUCUAAGGUUUUUUGAGAGAUGUGCAAGGGGGGAUGAGAAGAUGUUCUGGAGGUUUGAAGUUGGGCCAGACCAACAUAUGUGUGACCUUUUUUGGAGCGACGGGCGUAGCCAGGAUGAUUACAAGAUCUUUGGUGAUGUUCUUGCCUUUGAUGCGACAUAUGGUCGAAACAAGUACAAUUUACCAGUUGUUGUGUUUUCUGGGGUCAACCAUCACAACCAGACAUGCGUGUUUGCCACAGCCAUGGUCUCGUGUGAAUCUCAAGCGUCGUAUGUUUGGGUGUUGAGAAAGUUUUUGGAAUGCAUGGGUAGUAAAGCUCCUAAGGCGGUAAUAACUGAUGGGGAUCGAUCCAUGCGCUUAGCCAUUCAAGAAGUAUUUCCUGAAGCUCAUCAUCGGUUGUGUGCAUGGCACCUACUGAGGAAUGCAACUGUGAAUGUGUGCAAGCCGCGGUUCACAAUGCUUUUGAGAAGUUGUAUGUUGGCUGACAUAGAAGUUGAAGAGUUCGAGAAGCAAUGGGAGGCGAUGGUGGAAGAGUGCGGGGUCAGAGAAGUCGAGUGGGUUAAGGAUUUGUACAAGAAGAAGUUAUCAUGGGCCACCGCGUACAUUCGUGGGUGUUUUUUUGCCGGCCUAAGGACAACAUCCCGUUGUGAGUCAUUGCAUGCAAAGUUAGGGCGGUUUGUGGAGAGUCGGUAUGGGAUCUUGGAGUUUGUAACAAACUUCCAGCGCUGUGUGGAUUUCCUAAGAGAUAACGAGGAGGAGCUUGAUUUUCAAUCAUUGUAUGGGACCCCUGUUCUUCAGACUCAGUUCCUAGAGUUGGAAAAAUCUGGUGCAGUUAAUUACACGAGGGAAAUAUAUUUUCGUUACCAUGAGUCCUUGAAGAGAUGCGUUCGUACGACAAUUUUGGAGUGCAAGCAGAUGGAGGAAAAAUCUGUUUACGUAACACAAAAGUAUCGUAGGCCAGAGUUGAAGUGGAAUGUGGAACACGAUCACCGCACCGAUUCCUUUUACUGUACUUGUUUGAGGAUGGAGUCAUUCGGUCUACCCUGUGUUCACAUACUAGCAGUGCUGGUGCGAUUAGAUGUUGCCUCUCUUCCAAAGAGUCUUGUUCUUCAGCGGUGGUCGAAGACCGCCAAGGUUCACGUCAUGGAGCCAAGCAUUGUGGACGAGGGCGGUGAUGCAAUAGCACUUUAUAAGAGUCGAGUAGGGGUGUUCCUGCAUCAUUGUAAGAGGUUUGCUGCAGUUGCAUCUAUGAGGGACGAGGAUUUUAAAGUGUAUUUGGAGAAGGUAGUUGGGGACACAGUUGUGUUGGAAUUAAAGAAUGGGGUAGGACGAUCGGCUGUUGGGGGAACCGAUAAUUUGGAGCAAGAUGUGGUGCGUGAUCCGGUUGGUGUGCGCACAAAGGGCACUGGUCGUGGACACGAGCCAGUUGGUUCCAGAGGAAUAAAGAGACGGAAAUGCAGCACAUGUGGCGAGUUAGGGCACCGACGCACCAGGUGUCCGAAUGGGUUACCUACCGAGACUGUUGCUAUACAGGAUACCAAUCAAGAGAUGUUAUCACAGACAACAGCCACGGUGAGUCAUAUUCGUUUGAUUGGAAUUUGUGGUGGUGUUAUGAUGAUUCAAAUGGUGAUGUAUAGCUUAGUUCAUGUCGAAGCUUUCGUAGGACUUAUUUCAUUUUGUUAUGAUUCUGUGUGA